Myotis brandtii (Brandt's bat) is the source of this 1790-nucleotide messenger RNA. It is a transcript of the gene POLE3, whose product is annotated as polymerase (DNA directed), epsilon 3, accessory subunit. Gene Ontology annotation, molecular function: chromatin DNA binding; protein heterodimerization activity. The record is from RefSeq and is a predicted model, not a curated record. Lineage: Eukaryota; Metazoa; Chordata; Mammalia; Chiroptera; Vespertilionidae. Gene Ontology annotation, biological process: heterochromatin formation; leading strand elongation; DNA damage response. Gene Ontology annotation, cellular component: CHRAC; epsilon DNA polymerase complex. The transcript is spliced from 3 exons. The annotation marks the transcript as partial.
CGGCGGCUGGGCUCACCUCCGCCCUUCUCACAGCUCCCGGACGGCGUCAACAUCUCCAAGGAGGCCCGGAGCGCCAUCUCCCGCGCCGCCAGCGUCUUCGUGCUGUACGCCACAUCCUGUGCCAACAACUUCGCGAUGAAAGGGAAACGCAAGACCCUGAAUGCCAGUGAUGUGCUCUCGGCCAUGGAGGAGAUGGAGUUUCAGCGGUUCGUGGCGCCGCUAAAGGAAGCUCUGGAAGCUUACAGGAGGGAGCAGAGAGGCAAAAAGGAGGCCUCGGAGCAGAAGAAGAAGGACAAGGACAGAAAAACGGAUUCGGAAGAGCAAGACAAGAGCCGAGAGGAGGACAAUGACGAAGAGGAGGAAAGGCUGGAGGAAGAAGAGCAGAAUGAGGAGGAGGAAGUGGACAACUGAAUGAACAGGGUGAGGAGACGGGCCCGCGGAAGGGACCACUCUGAACUGCAGUCUGGGGCUCUGGGGCGCCUUUCCCUCCCUCCCGGGCAGAGCAGUCUUAGGCCGAUGGGCCGAGAAGAUCGAACAUGAAAUCUGGCCAGAAGUUAGCAAAACCAGCGCCUGCCAGACUCGGAGCAUCUGAGGAGCAGAGUCCUGUUUUGCUUCACCGGUCUGAAGGUUAUGGCUUUUUUUGGACAAGAGGGGCUCUGAACUGACCAUUCAAUCAGCCAAUACGAUCUCAUUUGCUUGUGUAUAUGAUUAGGCAGUUUUUGAUUCCCGGUUCCCUCCCACCCCCACCAAAAAUAGGAACUUCCAUGCCCCCUGCUGUGUUCCAGGUCACAGGAGGCCCUCCAGGCUCAGGAAAAACUGGGGCUUAGAUCGUGGUCAGCCUGUUUGUACAGUAUUUGGCAAUACUGGCUCAUUACAGUGAUCAGAGCGGCUUAGUUUUAGGAAACGUAAUGAAAUCUGUGGUCUCUUCACUUGACAGUAACGUUAAUUUUGGUUUCUACCAACACACUUGGCUUGGGGCCCUUCUGUAUUGCCUGUCGGCAUUUGACCUGUUAGGGGCUGCUCUCUGCACAUAGGCUUGUUAAGUCCUCAGUACAGCGUGGACGUAGUCAAGCAGGUAUGCCAGUGUCUCACUCUUAAAAAACACGUGGUUUAGUCUUCGAUGCACCUCCCUGUCUGCCACUGCACAGCUUUAGAAUCUGUUGUCACCUCCUGGGAGGUAUAAAAUCCCAGGCUUUCUCUUGUAGUCUGUGUCCCAGACUUGUGACUACGGCUUUUCGUUCUUCCAAUUCAUGACAAGUUCCAAACUUUAUUUCUAGGCACAACUUUCUCUUUCUGUGCGUCUCACUUCCUGCCUCUCCUCUGCUCCCCAUCCCCAUUUUCUCCCUCCUUUUCUCCCUCUGCCAGUCCAGAAACUUGGAUAACCUAAUCUCGUAUCUUUUGUGUGUUUUUUCUUUUUUUUUUUUUAAUCUCAUGUCUUUUAAAAAUGGUUUUGUAAACCUCUGUGAAACGUAAAGGAAAUCUGAUGGUGCUCAGGAAUCUAAUCCUCUCCCUCCCCUGUCUUGCCCUCCUCCCACCUCCCCCUUUUAACUGCUUCUAAAGUACCUCUGUUGACCUUUCUUAUGUUUGGGGAGUUUUUUCUCUCUUUCCAUUUAGUGCUCCAAGCACUUUUUUGCUUGUCUCUAAGGCAGCUGACAGGUAGUGAAGUGUAGUUUGACACUGUUAAUUUGUUAAAUUAAUUCAGUGAAAAAUUUGUUGAUGAAUGUUGAGAAAAUUAUAAGGCUUUGUACCAAUAAAGAGCACUCUUGUUAAAAGUGAUGACUCCUGCUUCA